This is a messenger RNA of Micropterus salmoides (largemouth bass), 1462 nucleotides long. RefSeq names its product late endosomal/lysosomal adaptor, MAPK and MTOR activator 3 (gene lamtor3). Gene Ontology annotation, cellular component: Ragulator complex. The record is from RefSeq and is a predicted model, not a curated record. Gene Ontology annotation, biological process: cellular response to amino acid stimulus; positive regulation of TOR signaling. Bases 592 to 966 code for a protein of 124 amino acids. NCBI's taxonomy places the organism in Eukaryota, Metazoa, Chordata, Actinopteri, Centrarchiformes, Centrarchidae. The transcript has 7 exons.
GGUUUAUUUUCUUGAUACAUCUGUCUGGAACUGCUAAAGAGUAUGCAGGCUAGUCUAGAAAUCGCUUCCAUUUUCGUUAACAAAAUUCUUCCAAAAAUCGAGAUAUUUCUUUGUAACCAGCUAUUUAAAAUUCUUUGAUUCUUUUGCAAAACAUCUUGAAUGUGAGUGUUUCCCCUGUCAUUAUGGCCUUUAGUGAUAGUUACUCCCAAGUACUUAACCUCCUUUUUGACUGAAUAGUCAAAAUCUCACAAUCUCACACUUCUUUAAAUUUAAGUACAACCCUGAAGCUUCAGAAAAAAUAGAAACAGCUUUUAAGGCAUUAGCCCUUUUAAGAAUGUGAAGAACGGCUCUUGCUGGCGGUACGGAUCUGGCCCCUGACAGGCACUAGCAGCAGCGGAUGGAACUGUGCUGAAUGCUGCGGCAGUGUGCAGCAAUGUUGCGCAACAUUGACACUCCUCAACACUUUUCCGAGAGCCGGAAAGAAAACAAACGUGUCAUGUGAUUUGUGCUCGCGCCUAUGUACGUGUAUGAGCUGGACAGCUAAUUAAACGGAGUCAAAGAAGCUCGGAUAACACGCUAACACUGGCUGCCAUGGCUGACGAUUUUAAGAGAUACUUGUACAAACAGUUGCAGAGCGUUGAAGGCCUUCAUGCUAUUGUAGUGACAGACAGGGAUGGAGUCCCAGUUAUUAAAGUUGCCAAUGACAACGCCCCAGUCCACGCACUGAGACCUGGCUUCUUGUCCACUUUUGCUCUGGCCACAGAUCAGGGCAGCAAGCUGGGCCUCUCUAAGAACAAGAGCAUCAUCUGCUACUACAACACCUACCAGAUUGUGCAGUUCAACCGGUUACCACUGGUCAUCAGUUUCAUUGCCAGCAGCAACGCCAACACAGGUCUCAUCAUGAGUCUGGAGAAGGAGCUGGCCCCCCUUAUAGAGGAGCUGAGGCAGGUGGUGGAGGUGACAUAAACGGGACCACCCAGAGCAAGAUCCACAGCAGAAUCACCAGUCUGGAUCACAUCCUUCCCUCUAAAUCUCUCGCUGUCUCUAAUGGUGCACUGGGAAAACCUGCCUGGAGGUUUUCACAGUUCCAAGGACUGACUUGGAAGUGUUAACAUCCUCAGACCUGUUUAUGUUCUGAUUGAACUUUCCUGUAUUCCAUAUUAUGUUUCCUAGGGUGGCGGAGGCAUGACCCGCCCUAGUCUGAUAUGCUUACCCUGAUAUUCUAAUUACCUUAAUCAGUCUCACUCCUCUUGCCUAAACCUAACCAACCCAACCAACGAAAGCAACGAGUACUAGCAAAUCAGAGGCAGAGUAGAGCGGGUCAUGACUUCACCGCCCACUACUCAUCCUGUACUGCUCUGUUGACUUUCCUUUCUGCCAUUUUUUGUUAGGGUUCAUACAGUUCAUAUGUCAAAUCAAAUGUCAAGAAGUCAGAAUAAAUGUUUGAUUUUUAGCACCUAAA